Molecule: messenger RNA, 3624 nt
Organism: Orussus abietinus
Lineage: Eukaryota; Metazoa; Arthropoda; Insecta; Hymenoptera; Orussidae
Product: WD repeat-containing protein 48
Exons: 11
Coding region: 263-2305 (680 amino acids)
Biological process (GO): protein deubiquitination; double-strand break repair via homologous recombination
Molecular function (GO): ubiquitin binding
Source: RefSeq, a predicted model, not a curated record
CGAAGUUGGUAUACCUUGUCCAUUUUGCCGUGGAAAAACGGUAUAAAGGACGUCUUGAAUUCAUCGGUAAGUGGUCGUAUUAGGCCGUACCGACUUGAUGAGAUGGAUCUUAAUUAGAUCGCGCGACUGUAAAAUUGAACGAUGAAGCGUAUCGGCGAAUUCUACGUGCCGAGACGAAGAAGGUGCACGGUUUAAUGCAUCGUUUUUGUAUGUUUUGCACGAGCAAUCUCGUGGCACAGCCUAGAAUACAGAAUACAGCAUAAUGGCAGCUUUGAAGACAGGUGGGCAAAAUGCUCGCAAGAAAGUUCAGGUGUCCAUGGUGAUUAGAGACGAAGUCGAAAGAAGACAUAGAGCAGGAGUGAAUUCUUUACAAUAUGAUCCAGUUUUGCAUAGAUUGUAUUCCGCUGGCAGAGACAGUAUAAUUAGGAUAUGGAAUUGUAAAAACAUGAAGGAUCCAUGUAUUCAGUCUAUGGAACAUCACACGGAUUGGGUCAAUGAUAUCGUUCUUUGCUGUGGUGGGAAGAAUGUCAUAUCGGCUAGUUCGGACACUACGGUGAAAGUUUGGAAUGCCCAUAAAGGCUUCUGUAUGUCUACACUGAGAACACAUAGAGAUUAUGUGAAGGCAUUAGCAUAUGCCAAGGACAGAGAACAAGUUGCCAGUGCCGGUCUGGAUCGAGCAAUAUUUCUUUGGGAUGUCAACACGUUAACGGCUCUGACAGCGAGUAAUAAUACAGUAACAACUUCUUCUCUUACGGGAAACAAGGAUUCGAUAUACAGUAUGGCAAUGAAUCCACCUGGGACAAUACUUGUGAGUGGUAGUACUGAAAAAGUAUUACGGGUCUGGGAUCCUCGGUCUAAUACAAAACUCAUGAAACUAAAAGGCCAUGCCGAUAAUAUUAAGGCUUUAGUACUAAGUAGAGACGGAUCGCAGUGUUUGUCAGCUAGUUCCGAUGGCACCAUCAAGCUCUGGUCAAUGGGCCAACAGUGGUGUAUACAAACCAUUAGAGUUCAUACCGAGGGAGUUUGGGCAUUAUUGGCAACUGACACCUUUAGUCAUGUCAUAUCAGGUGGUAGGGACAAAAGAGUGAUUAUGACUGAAUUAAGAAAUCCUGACCAUUAUACCGUGAUCUGUGAAGAGAAAGCGCCAAUAUUGAAAAUGGCUAUGACUCCUGAUCAGUCCAGUAUUUGGGUGGCAACUAGUGAAUCUACCAUUAACAAUUGGACCAUUAGUCAAAAGGAUUGGCAAUGCGGAGACUAUUCUGUCGAUUCUGUUACUGGUGGAGUUGCAAAUAUGACACCACGAAACACAGAGCCAGCACAGAGAAUACUCGGAGGACCGGCAAUAAGACAUUGUCAUGUCUUAAAUGACAGGCGGCAUGUAUUAACCAAAGAUACAGAAGACAACGUUGCACUUUACGACGUAUUGAAAGCUUGUAAAGUGGAAGAUCUUGGUCCUGUGGAUUUUGAUCAAGAAGUUAAGAAGAGAAAUAAGAUGGUAUAUGUUCCAAAUUGGUUUAAUGUGGAUCUGAAAACAGGGAUGCUGACUAUACAUUUAGGUCAAGACGAAAAUGAUUGCUUUUCGGCGUGGGUAUCGGGAAAAGAAGCUGGUUUGGUAGAUGACAAUGGAGUAGAUGAGAAAGUUAAUUAUGGUAAUCUGUUAUUGCAAGCCCUAUUAGAAAAGUGGUGGAAGCCAGGAGGUAUUAGUGAUCUCGAGGGCAGUGGAAAUAAUGGAGAGGAUGCAAAUAGCAUCAGAGAAGGGAAGAAGUAUUUUUCCGUACCUGGUCAUACCCCUGUUAUUUUUAGUGAGGUUGGUGGCAGAACAUUAUACAGGUUGUUAGUUCGAGAUGCAGCUGGCGAGACCGAACGUGUACUCUUAAACGAAACUGUUCCAUCGUGGGUUGUAGACAUCGUAGUGGAUAAAAAUUUACCUAAAUUUAUUAGAAUACCAUUCUUUCUCCUGCCACACUCUUCAACGGGUGUAAAGAGUUUAAAGAAAGAUCGACUUAUAGCGAAUGACUUUAUUCAAGUGCGUAAAGUAGCUGAACAUGUGUACGAUAAGGUUCUUGGAGCUGGAAGUGAUUCCGGUUCAGUAGCAGGAGGUGGUAACACAGUAUCCGGUGGAUCUCCUGCUGGUGAACGAACGAAUAACGAUUCGAACGCUGAUAACUCUUCUUUGGCCGAAGAAAAAGUUGAGCUGUUGUGCAACGAUCAGGUGUUGGAUCCUUCCAUGGAUCUAAGAACGGUGAAACACUUUAUUUGGAAGAGUUCCGUCGAUUUAACGCUUCACUAUCGACCAAUCAAAUAGUUAGGAUUCAGAUUAGUGAAUCGUGGUCCUCCGAAGUGUGCCUGGUUUUGCACUGCGACGAAGUAAUCCGUGAGUUGGCCUGCUUUUUCUUCUGCUCGCCGAGCUAUCAAGAGAUUUGACGUACGGCGCGCUUUGCUCUUGCACUGCAUACAACCAAAAACGAGUGGAGGCCCCUCGUCAAAUACCUAUUUUCGAAUGUGUGAUUUGUCAGAGGAAAGCACGGCAAAGGCAACCAAAACAUGUUGGAGCGCUCGUAACUCAAGAUAAAUUAAUCGAAAAUUGAAAAAAAAAAAAGGAAUCGAAUAUUGGCAAAUGAUAGAAUGUGUCAAAGAACACACGUUCUACAGCCAGUUGUCACCUUCAUCAAAGAAACAUAACCAUUGCAGUUAACAUAGUACCUUAACGCGAAAGAUGCAUAACGAGUGGACUGUAAAUAGUGCACAGUUAUUUUUAUUUGCCUAUCAUCCGUUUCUUGUCUUCCGACAUUCAGAAACAUCAUUGUACGCGAAGUGAGAAGUACAAAUACCACCGAGCAUCCUAUUCUGGUCUAGCGGUAAUGUGCGGAGAAACUUUUGUUGCUUUCUGUGGUAGGGAGUUCUGAUUACGCUUAUUAGCUGACAUCAAGUUAGGGCUCGAAAUGGACUCCCGUCGUAUCAUAUUUUCGGCGCGAUCUUUGACUGUGCACUUGUCUUGUUACGCCGUGUACAAGCUCAGGCGAGGAAUCUAAGAGAGAAUGCGAAUGAUGUCAAUUUAUCUUUAAUCAAACUGUACUAUGAGAGCCAAAUUAAGAGUAAUCGUUUUCCUACCGGAAACCUUUGUAGGAAAUGUAAGCAAGGACCUACAUGUCUGUAUUGGUGAGGACAAACUCAGUGUGUUGUAUAAAGACGGUUCUCCAGAAGCGUUGUUACCAGAUUUUUGCGAACUAACUGGAAUCUCAAAUAUCUUAAAUAUCUGGUCAUAAGCGGAAUUCAAGAGUAAUUAUACUAAACGUGUUACAGAUUCAAUGAGAUUUCACCUUAAGAGCUACAGGGGAUACAGGUGACUAGAUAAAGUUACGAUAGUAUAUCUUAUUCAUUAGAGCCUAUUAUGUGUAAAUAUUGAAAACGGAGUACUCGUUGCUGAAGUAGAUCAUACAUUUCCUUCCUAUCAUCAGACUUUUAUCACUCGAGUUACGAAACGAUUCAUAACGCGACCGAGGUAUCUUAACACAUUCGCGACCGCUGACGUGAAUUCACGUCUUUUCAAGUUCUACUCCUGGUUGCCGCUGACGUGAAUUCACGUCAUUUUAAAUUCUACUCCUAAUUGCCGCUGACGUGAAU